UGGCAGAUGUGUCCCGCGCGGUCGCAGUGUACUUCUUGUUGUUUGCAUUGUAUAUUUCUGUAAUCAAUAAGUCGUUCGACAUGGAUGCAAAUUUUUCUAUUAAAAUCAAAUUUUAAAUAUUUCGCGGCUUGCAUUAAUAUUAACGCAUUCUUUAAAUUGUGGAAACAAUAUAUAACUACAAGACUGAUUCUUUGUAUCACUGAGCAUUGAGCACAAUCGUGAGCCACCUGGUAUUAAUAUAUUUAUUUUUAACAUCAAUAGUUAUUUCUUUGAAUCUGGAUCGUCACUAAAUAUUUAAAAAAAAUCAUUUAUUUGUGUUGUUAAACGAAAUAUCUUACCAAUGUUACUCAUUUCUUUCACGGAAAAAAAAAUUCUGAUAUAUUACAAUGACAUUUGAGAGGUUAAAGAAAAAAAAAACAGUAUUAUUGAUUUUUGAUGAAAAAAGGCAGGACAGCAGAUUUUAGGAUUCAAAAUAUAAACGAUGUUCAAGACAGAAUUGGUUUCAGUAUCAAUUACUGUGUUGUUGCAAGUGACCAUUAAAAAGUGCUCAAAGGUAGUGGGUAAUGAUCAAUUUCCGAGUUAAGACAAAAGCACCCCAUGUAGAUUCGGCCCUGAACCGGCGGCGGAGUAAUUUACGUUGUGCUGUAUAACCUCAGCUGUUUCCCGCCAAAGAUCGCCAUUGCAAAACGCGUUCGGGCGUUGUGUGCACUGUAGAGUGACUGUCUUGCGGACGAAUCUCAGUUGUAUACUGAUUUAUACCAGUGUUCGAAUAAGGAAUAUUAUUCUAAUAACAAAGUUUCGUGUAAAUACGUGAUUUGAUAUCGUGAUGCCCGAAAAACUCACGAAUACAAAGAAAGUGAUCAUAAGAAAAUGAAAUAGUAAUAUAUAUGUAUGUGUGUAUGUGUAUGUGUAUGUAUAUGUGUGUGCAUGCAUAUAUAAUAUUCGAAUAAAAAAAAAGAUAAAAAAUAAACUAUUCGAAUUUAAAAGUUUGAAUUUUUUUUGUAACCAAUUAAUUUAAAUUUAAAGUGUUUCGCGAUAGCUCAGGUUAAAAAGUUGUACUCAUCAACUCAUAAACGGUGAUAUAAUAUACAACAGUGUGUGAGCAGGAUAAGUGGCGCGGAACAACAAGAUAUGUCAGUGUUUGCUAGUAGUGACGAACGGAUUCUCAUUGAAGAAAUCGUUGAAGCCACAGCCGGAGAACAGGAAUCCGAAGCCGAGUUUUGUAGUAUCGACACUACAGAAGAAAAUUCACUCGCAACAGUGACUUUAGUUGAUGUAUCAAACUAUGAUCAAGAUCCGUCUGAGCGUGUAAAAAUUUCAGACUCAUUACUCCCUGAAGAAAACUUCGAACACAUUUUGAGUAGUACUCAAGUACCUAGCCAAAUUAGUUUGCACAAUAUUGAAAACAAAAAUAAGGUUAUAACUCGUAGUCACAUGGAACAAGAGAAAAGAAUGCGGCGAGAAAUCGCCAAUAGUAAUGAACGAAGACGCAUGCAAAGUAUUAAUGCUGGUUUUCAAUCACUCAGAACAUUGCUGCCUCAUCAUGAAGGUGAAAAAUUAUCUAAAGCAGCCAUUCUUCAACAAACUGCUGAGUAUAUAUAUCAAUUAGAGCAAGAAAAAACUCAGCUUCUUUCUCAAAAUUGUCAGCUCAAAAGACUUGUAAAUCAACAUGAAGGAGGUGACGUACCAGUAAAAAAACGUAAAAUUGAAACUCAAGGGGUGGUAGUAAAUUUGCCUAUACAUGUAAGUGAAAGUGGAGACGAAGGAUUGGGCAGUAUGUCUCCAGAACCAUUAUCAGUAAUUACUGUUUCUACGGAUGGCCACUCAAUAGUUAGUAACAAUAACAAUGCUGGUAUAGGCAGUGAAGUUGUAGAUUUAAAGCGACAAUUAGAACGAGAACGCCAUCAACGUUUGAAUUUAGAGAAGCAAUUACGAGCAAUACAAACUCAACUUUAUCCCGAAAGAUUUCGAGACAAUCAGCUCAUAGCUUAUCAGCCACAUGAAGUCAUAGAGCACACAGACAACGUUAUGGCCCAAGAAACAGAAGAUGCAGUAGCAACACUGCAAGUUGUUUCAGUGAUGUCUAUUCCAGCAGUUGGAUCAACUCAAACAGUCGAAACAUCAAAUCCUGAACCAAGUACCCCACCUUUAUCGCCACAGCCAGUCGAAGUAAUUGCAGAAGAAAUAAUGAAAGAAGAAGAGAUUUGUCCUGAAUCUCCAAAAUUAAUUGCAUUUGCUACCAACAAUCAAAUAUUUCAAGCAACCGUUGAAGAGCAAAGUACUCCAGAAUCUUUUUCUCCACCAAACGUUACUUACAAAAAUGAGUUUCAUAAUAAUUCGACGCAAUUUAUCACAGCGAGUCCUACAAGGCCUUUUUCACCACCUGUAGAGCUUCAGCGGCUGCCUAGUGUCUUAGAAGCAGCGAUGAAGGCUGAACCCAAAGUUGAAGUAGAAAGACUUCCAUCACCAGCGAGUUCUUUGGAAGAUGGUACAUCGCAAGCAAGACUAUAUCUCGCUAAUACGUCUCGACAAAACUUAGAAACGAUUGUUGAGGCGAUACGGCAUCUUGAAGGAGAUCAUCUAUUUAGCGAUGAGCCAGCCCAAGAUAUUCCACUAGCAUUAACGAAUAAGACUACCACGGGUGCUUCAACGAAUACGUCAACUAAACAACGACUACUUCACGCUGAAGUCAAUAAUUUUCUGCAGUUUCACUCACAGCAGCAACCAACUCAGCAACGACCUGGUGUUAUUGUUGUUAAACAGUCGUGAUCAUCUAUUUUUUAUUCCGUUAUUGAUAAUUUAAUACAAUAUGAACAAGCAUAAAUUUUUCAAUCACUGUUACAACUCGUAUUCAUCAAUACCUUUUAGUAGAUAUUUUGUCCUCACAAAAAAAAAAAUAUUUCAUAAAAAAUCUAAGGAAUAUUUAUUUAACUUCUGCGAAUUAUUACUAUUAUUAUUAUUAUUAUUAUGAUUAUUAUUAUUAUUAUUAUUAUUAUUAUUAUUAUUAUUAUUAUUAUUAUUAUUAUUAUUAUUAUUAUUAUUAUUAUUAUUAAUUACUUAGAUAAUAGAGAUAAUGUGUAGAGUACUAACAAGCCUGUUACAAAAACAAAGCUUUUUUCUUAUAAUUCAUUUUAUAUUUUUUAUAUGUCUGUAUAUAUCGUUAUUUCAUUUGAAUAAAAUGCGUCACUCCCGUGAAAAAUGAAAAAUUAUUUUUCAUGAUUAUCUUUAUAAAAGUUUCAUUGGAUAAAAGU
Molecule: messenger RNA, 3251 nt
Organism: Microplitis mediator
Lineage: Eukaryota; Metazoa; Arthropoda; Insecta; Hymenoptera; Braconidae
Gene: crp
Exons: 6
Coding region: 1132-2769 (545 amino acids)
Biological process (GO): regulation of transcription by RNA polymerase II
Cellular component (GO): nucleus
Molecular function (GO): RNA polymerase II cis-regulatory region sequence-specific DNA binding; protein dimerization activity; DNA-binding transcription factor activity, RNA polymerase II-specific
Source: RefSeq, a predicted model, not a curated record